CGUGCCCCCCCACCCCAUGGCCGAGAGAUGCGGGCUGCGGGCGGCCGCCCCCCUCCCCGGUGCGGGGGUCCCGAGCCCCCCCCGCUGCCCCUCGACCCGUUCAGACGCUUUGUGUUGUUCUUGGAAAGUUUCGCUCCACUUGUGAAUUCCUUGAACCUUGGCAUUGCCAGCCCGCUUGUGUUGGGCCCUCCUCCUUUUCAGCUUGCUCACAUUAAGACCCAGUUGGCUCUGCAGCAGUUGACCGCCAGCAGCUCCGCGCCUCCUCAUGCUUCCUUCGGCCGGGCCGUUCUGAAAAGCGCCAUGUUUAGCCCCAGAGGAGCGUUGCCGCAGAGGCCGAGAGGACCCAACCCGUCCGCAGCGAAGCCCCCGGGAUCCUUCCAGGGUGUGACGGGCCCGCAGAGACCCCCGGCCCCAGGAGCACCCCGGGGGGCAGCGCCGCGCGCGUCGGGGCAGGACAGCGUCCCGUGGACCGGCUCGCAGCGCAUCAACGUCCGCGUCACCCUGCACAGGGCCGACCCGCGGCAGGCCAAGGCCAAGGGCAGCCUGCACCAGGAGCAGAAGGGCGACGUGCGCGCCGGCCGCUGGGACGGCAGCCCCUGCCCGCCCCCGCCGGUGGUCUCGCAGAAGCCCCCGGCCCGAAUCCCGGAGCAGAACGCCGCGGCGCAGAACCGCUACACGCCGGAGAGCGCGUCCAGCAUCUUGGCGAGCUUCGGGCUGUCCAACGAAGAUCUGGAGGAGCUCAGUCGCUACCCGGAUGACCAGCUGACCCCCGAGAACAUGCCGCUCAUCCUCAGAGAGAUACGGAUGCGGAAGAUGGGCCAGCCUUUGCCCGGCCUGCAUUCCCAGAGCCGAGGAGAAGCGAUGAGCGGGACGAGCGGCGCGGCCGUCAAGGGCAAGGUGAUCGACUACGGGCACGCCAGCAAGUACGGGUACACCGAGGAUCCCCUGGAGGUGCGCGGUUACAACGUGGAAGCGCUGAGAGAGGAGCCUCUGGAAGCACGGCCCUACAACCCCGAAGCGCCGGGCGGAGAGAAGAGGGAAGAGUUCCACCGAGAGCAGAGCGUGCCCAUGGGCGUCCCGCCGGCCAGCGUGGCGUGCGGCCCGGCCUUCCCACCGCAGGACGUCAUGAAGCCCCCGCCGGCUUUCCAGAGCGACCCGGCCAACCCUCACCCAUUUUUCCCAGCGGAGCCAGCGGGGAAGGCGGGCGGGCUGUGCGCGGCGCCCGUGGGGAAGGCCGGCCCCCCGCCCGCGGUGCUGCCCGUCAUGCCGCCCAUCCUGCCGCUGGCCGUGCCGCCCAUGGCGCAGCCCGUCGUGCCGCCGCUCAUCUCGCAGCCCGUCGUGCCCGUCCUCCCCCAGCCGCCCUUCUCGGCAGAGCUGCUGGCCAUCCUGGAGCAGCGGGACAGGAUCCAGCACGAGGCCGGGAGCAGCCAGCCCAGCGCCCAGAGCUCCGGGAUGGGGCAGAAGCCCUUCCAGCCGCAGCCCGAAGGGCCCGUUAAGUCCCCCUUUGGCGUUGUGAAGGCGUCGUGGCUGCCGUCCUUCCUGCAGUCUGACUCCCAGAAGAUCAAACGCUUGCCCACCCCGUCAAUGAUGAAUGACUACUAUGCGACGUCGCCGAGAAUAUUCCCACAUAUGUGUUCUCUGUGUAACGUAGAAUGCGCUCGUAUGAAGGACUGGAUCCUGCACCAGAACACCCCUUCCCACAUCGAGAGCUGCCGCCACUUACGACAACAGUACCCCGACUGGAACCCCGAGUCGCGCUCUUCAAAGCGGUCCGAACUCACCAGCAGCCUCUCUUUCCUCAGGAAUGCGGCGGACAGGAAGGAGAACCAGACCCCCAAGCACCGCUCCAACUCGGCCAGCCCCGGCCCCAGGCGCCCCAGGCCCGCGGCCUCCAGCCAUGCUCCCCGUCACUCCCGCUCGCGCUCCAGGAGCCCGGGCCGCUAUCGCCCAGCACGACCCAGGAGCCGAAGCCCGCGGGCGGCACGACGCCUGAGCCCCAGGCAUUGGUCACGGUCACCUCAGCGGUCCAGGAACCCCCUGCGGGGCAGCCCGCGGCCGCAGCGCUCCUCCAGCAAUGACUGGUCGUCGAGGAGGACCAGCAGAUCCCAAGACAGGAAGGCAGCUCUGGAGGCGGUGAUGAAAACGUUGGGACCCGGCUUUGUGGCGGAGUUCAACAAGCACAAAUCAUCGCAAGCACCCGGGGCGUCGGGCUCGGGGAAGUCAGCGCCCAGCCAUGGCGCUGCAGGGAAGCUGCCUGCAAACGGGAAGAAAAGCCCCAAAACGAGCCCCGCUGCCAAGGCUGUGAAGAAGGACGCGGUUCCUCUGCCUGCGUCCGGCUCCUCUCCUCAGAGCGACGAGUUGCCCCAAGAGCAGGAGGUGGAAGAGGAGGAGGAGGACUCAGGCGCUGGGCCCAGCAGGCCUCGAGCUGCUCCGUAUAACCGGCUGUUGAGAGAGGAGCUGCUGAACUGUGGGACGGUCCUGCAGAUCUCCAACUUACCGGACGACGGCUUCUCAGACCAGGACAUCAAAAAGAUCGUGCAGCCCUUCGGCAAAGUCAGCGACCUGAUCGUGCUGCGCUCCAGGAACAAGGCCUACCUGGAAAUGAACUACAAGGAGGCGGUGAUAGCAGCUGUGAAAUACGGUGAGACUGUGCCGGUGCUGGUGAACGGGAAGCAGGUGAAGAUCAGCGUGGCAGAGAAGCCCAAAGCGUCUCCCAGCCAGGCCAAAACAAGCGUCAAAAAGAAGCCUCGGAUCACCAAGAAAGUGGCCCCAAGCACCAGGAAACACCCAACCACCUCCACCGCCGCCACCAGGACCCCAAGAACGAUUGCAGGCAAAAAGGAGAAAACCAAGAAGCCCCUGGGGACCAAAGAGAGUAAACCUGGGAAGCCUUCAGACACUGCAGAUCCAUCGGAAGAAAGUGAAUCCAAAGAGCUUCAGAGCUCACCAGAAAGCGGGAUGGCAGCUGGGGAAGGAGAGGUGGCCGAGCCGCGCGGCGCCGCAGGAGGGGACGGCGGCGUCACAGAGCCCGCGAAGGCAGGAGAGGCUCAGUGCAAAGCAGCGGGCAGCGCUGCGCCCUUACCGGAGAAAGCUGCCCGGGUGCUGCAGGCGGCGCCCGUGGGCUCGGAUGGGCAGAAGGAAGCUUUACGUGAUGGAGAAGCUUCUGCAGUGACGGUGAAGAGCGAAGAAGCAGCGGAGCUGGGCAGCAAGGAAGCUGAUGACGUGUGCGUGGUUGUGGUUUCAAACCUGCCUGAGAAAGGAUGUUCAGUGGAGGAAGUUUCCAACCUGGCCAAGCCGUUCGGGGGGCUGAGAGAUGUGUUAAUUGUGUCGUCUCAUAAGAAGGCGUACCUUGAACUCAGCAGAAAGCCGGCAGAAUCCAUGGUGAAGUUCUACACCUGCUUUCCCAUGACGCUGGAUGGGAACCAGCUGGGCAUCGCUAUGGCGCCUCAGCACAGCAGUGUGAAAGAUGAAGAAGCGAUAUUCACUGCUAUCAUCAAAGACUCCGACCCUAAGGUGAACGCUGAGACGCUGCAGCAGCACUUUGUGCACCUGGGGAAUUUACCAGAGGAAGGGUACAGAGAAUUCGAGGUGGUUUGCGUGGGGCUGCGCUUCGGGAAGGUCGAUCAUUACGUUGUGCUGAAGAACAGGAACAAGGCAAUCCUGCAGCUGGAGAGUCCCAAGGCUGCCAGGUCCAUGUUCUGCUUCCUGAACCAGUACUCGUACGCCAUGGGGGCGCACACCCUGACCUGCGCCCUGUCCCCCGGCAGGCAGCAGGCCGACCCUGAAGCUGUGAAAAAAGAAGUGAAGAAGGAGGAGGCGAACAGAGGAAGCUCUGGCUUGAAGAAAUACACGGAGGGAUCGGGAGCGGUGCAGACGGCAGCUGCUCACCUUGCAGAGGAGCCCAGCGCCAUGAAGAAGGAACCCAUCUCCAUCCCUGCUGUCGAGGACGAGCUGCCGGCGGUGAAGACGGAGCCUUCGGAGUCGCAUCCGGAAGGAGCACAGAGGGAUCCUGGUGCAGGGCUGGCGGAACAAAGCGGCGGGGAGGCGGGGGCUGAACUCGCUGGUGCGCCCAUGGGGGCGGCUGGGGCCCAGUUACCCACAGCGAAGGCAGAAGAGAAGCUGCUGCCUCCUCCCAGCAUGGGGAAAGAGGAGGUGAUCGCGGACGGCGCUGCUUGGAAGCUCCCUGUGCACGCAGUCGGAUCCACGGCGCAGAAGGGAGAGGGGCUGGGAGCCGCAGGGCCGGGGGCCGCCGGGGAGCAGCCGGGAGCAGAAUCAGGCAGGGCUGCUGCGCCGCUGGCAGCGGGGAGGACAUCGGGGGCCGUCCCCAAAGCAGCGCCUGCUGCUGGGCCUGCCCAGAUGGGCCCUUGUGUCAUCCCACCCAGAAACCCUGGCACAAAGACAGGCGUUGAUGAGCCGGUGCAAACGGACCGUGAAAAGCAGGGGGUUCCGACAGCAGAGGUGAAUCCUGAGCCUGAGGACGGGGCGGCAGCGGCUGGAGAUGGGGCUGGAAUGGAUGUGGAGGGGAGAGCAGAAGGGGCUGCUGGGGAGGAGGGCUGCAGGCUGAAGUGUGCAGCAGAGGUGGAGAAGAAACGCGAGCGGCACGAGGCUGAGGUUGGGGCUGCCGUGGAAAACGCCGCUAAGAACGGGAAGGAAAAGAAGGGAAGUUGCAGCAAAGCGCCUCAAAGCAAGGAGACGAGGGCAGCAAAAACGAAAGAAGCUGCCAAAGCUUCCAACUCCUCCUCGUCCAUCCAGGAGCCUUCCUCCGCUCCUAAAGGAACCAUGAAGGCAGCGGCGUCUGCUCCUGAUGCGUUGACGCCGGGGGCUGCGGGGCACAGAAGCAAACCUGCCCUGUGCAAAGGAGAGGAGCAGGCAGCUUCCUCCAAAGCCAGGCCCCAGGGAGCAGCAGCGGGGCAGAAGAAGGCAGCGUGGAAAGAGGAAGGCCAGCCCAGAGGCGGCUCUGCCAAGGGAGGCAAUGGGAGGAACGCGUCCCAGCAAGAGAAGGACUCCCAUGCGGAGCCCAGGCCCGGCUCCAAGCAAUCCCAGCAGGGGGAGAGCAGAGCGUCCGGCACGAGGAGAGACGGCAGCACUAAGGUUUCCACCGGAGGCAACAGCAGAACGGCCAGAAGCAGCGGCAGCAGCAGCAGCAGCAAGCAGGAGGAAGAAGAGCUGUUCCCCUUCAACCUGGACGAGUUCGUUACGGUGGACGAGGUGAUCGAGGAGAGCGAAUCCCCGGUGAAAACGCAGCGCGCUCAGCCCAAGGGGAAGAGGAAGGAAUGCUGCAGGAGCAACUGGGAGCCCAGCUCCAAGAGGAGGAAGGACAGGAGCUCCCCGCAGCGCCUGGCCGAGAGCCGGCUGUCCUUCGUCAUGUUGGACGAGAUCGGCGAGGAGGAGGAGGAGGAGGCCGGCGCGCAGCUGGGGAUGCUGGUGGUGGACGAGGUGCUGGAGGAGGACGAGGCGGCGGGGGAGGCGGGCGGCGAGCAGCGGGCGCCCCUGGCUUUGGACGAGCCGGAGGGGGGCGGCGCGGCGAGGGACGGCGGCGCUCCGGAGGGACGGCGAUCGAAAGCGGAGCCUUUGGUGACCGUGGAUGAAAUCGGGGAGGUGGAGGAGCUGCCGCUGAACGAAGCCGCGGAGCUGAGCGCCAAGGAGGAGGAGAAGGGCGGCGCCGAGGAUCCCUGCCAGGUGCCCGACGAUCCCAGCGCCUUGGUGACGGUGGAUGAGAUCCGCGAGGAGGACGGCGGCGCGGCGUGGGAUGAGGCCAACGAGGACGAGGACGAUUUCCUGGCUGAUUUCAACCGGCUGAAGGAGGAGCUGAACUUUGUGACGGUGGACGAGGUUGGGGAGGAGGAUGAGGAGGAGGAGGAGGAAGAAAGCGCUUUGCCGGGGAAAGAGCCGAAGGGAGGUGAAGACGAGGAGGAAAUUGCUGCUGCUGCGGGACCAGAGGAAGAAACGGCCGCCAGUGCAGGACCAGAAGAGGAGGACAUCGUUGCUGUUGCAGGGCCGGAAGAGAUGGAAGUUCUGGGCGCUGCUCAUCCAGAGGAAGAAGAAGAAAAUGCGGCCUCCAAACCAAAAGGUCUGGAUUACCUCCUCCCCAAGGCCGGCUUCUUCUGCCAAAUCUGCUCCCUGUUCUACUCGGAUGAGACCUCAGUGAAGAAUCACUGCCGCACGGCGCUGCACCAGCAGAACGCAGAGAAGUUCAUGGCCACAAAGAAGGAGGAGGGGAGCAGCGGGGCUGAGCAGAGCCCGAGGUGACGGGAGGAGAGGAGAGGAGCCUCCAUCCUUCCAUCCUUCCAUCCUUCCGUGCCAUCCAGCGUGGCGCCCGGCUGCGAUCCGUUGGUGUUGUACAGAGCCAGACUGAGACACCCGUUGUGGGGGGGGGGUGGGGGGGGGGGUAGGGGGCUUUGGUUUGUGUCCCAAAGCAUCGGGGUGCUGGGGGGCUGCUUCCCCCCCCUCCCCUCCGCUCACCUGCCAUAAACACCCUCCUUGUACAGCC
Molecule: messenger RNA, 6490 nt
Organism: Tympanuchus pallidicinctus (lesser prairie-chicken)
Lineage: Eukaryota; Metazoa; Chordata; Aves; Galliformes; Phasianidae
Gene: ZNF638
Product: zinc finger protein 638
Exons: 25
Coding region: 28-6249 (2073 amino acids)
Biological process (GO): RNA splicing; regulation of RNA splicing
Cellular component (GO): nucleus
Molecular function (GO): zinc ion binding; mRNA binding
Source: RefSeq, a predicted model, not a curated record